Messenger RNA from Trichobilharzia regenti, 3305 nucleotides. Lineage: Eukaryota; Metazoa; Platyhelminthes; Trematoda; Strigeidida; Schistosomatidae. The record is from the annotation of a GenBank genome assembly.
UGGAUGCUAGAGAGUACUGGAUGAAACAGCUGUUCACUACUCUCAUUGAAAACGAGAGAGUACUGGAGAGCUGUUUUGUUCUAGAUUAGGACUCUUGAUCAGCACCCACCCACUGGGGAUCGACACCAGGACUUCCUAGUUACUGAGCAAGCUCAGCCUGCAGUUCUAGUGAGAAGCUUUGACCAGUGGAGUCCAUCAAGUUAAGUGUGAGGGCAGUGAUAUAGACUGGUGAUUGCACAAAAAUUACAAAUUGGUAGAGGUUAUAAUUUAUAGGUCAUUGUCUCGGGUCUCAGUGGCUGAAUGGUCUACGAACUUGCCUUUUAACUGAGAAGAUCCUGGUUUGGCAACUCGGUGGGUGGGCCCUAAAGUCCCAAACUAGGAUGGAAUAGCUGUUCAGUAUUUGCAGGCUUUCCGUGAUCAAACUUGUUAACUUAUUUUGGCAGUUCAUUUUCACAUGUAUUUAAUGUAAAUUAUUUUAACAAAAUUGAAUUGCGCCUAUGUCAGUUUGGCUUUUAUGCAUUGUUUUACUUUUACCUGACCAGUAGUUUGAAUAGAUGGCUGUGACAAUGCUUUAUUCCUUUAUUCGAUACUUAUCUUGUAAAUAUUCCAAGAACCAGUAAUCUGUCCACAACAACCUAUUUUAUGCCACAUAUGAAUUUUAUUUCUAUUUAUUUAAAACACACAACCUAGUACAUUGUAGACCAUACAAUGAUAAUAAAACAGCGACAUACGGAAAAAUAGGUAGAGAAUGAAUAAGGAUUUCGUCGGGAAGAGAAGCAGGUGGUAUAUUUAACAAGACCAAACAACAUUCGUCACUUAUUGUCAGGAAGGGAAGAAAGAAGGAAACUGCAGCACGUUCGCCAUUGGUUGCGAUUUUUGGCCAUAUCCGAUAACGUUUUGAGCUACUGAUUUGAGCUAUCUCUCGGGCCCCAACCAAGGAGUCGUGACACACCAAGCGAUGCUAACCUAACAAAAAUAUCCUUUCUCCCACGACGCCACAUCAUAAGCUAACCACCUCCCCUCUUUUCUCAUCCCGUCCCAGUGCUAGCAAAUACAGACCGGUAUGGAAGGCGCUGAGACGACAUUCGUAGCAUAUGUCCAAUCACCGAAGCCGGUGUUUCCAAAUGGAGACACUCAAUGAAUGGUGAUCUCCAAUGUGUCCAAACACUCUGUCGGACAUCGAAAUUAAUCACACUGCUGUGCCAUCGAACGUAAGCAAUUUUAAGGAGAUAGCGAUGUCCGAAUACGCAGAGUCACCGCACAUCCCCAGUUCAGAGAAGCCCGAAGUAGAGCAAGACAGUGCUCACUGGAGCAUUGUAAAACCUACCUUCGACAACCAAGCUAACGUUCUGACCGCGCCAGAGGUGGCUCAAAUUAGCGUGUCACCUUAAGUUUCAUGAUACGGUUAGAAAUCCCAUCCCAGGUACAUGAACUUAUCGACAAAUUCAAGCGGUUCACUUGUAAGAGUGCAAGUACAGGUUCCUGCCGAGGUUGUAAUAGUGCCUUGCGCUUAAAUAGUGCAAUGCACAUAUCAUACUUACAGAGACUGAUCGCCAACUGAUUAACUGCGAUUUGGGUAGUCUGAUGAAGAACUAAUUCAUAGAAAAAUAUUCAUUCUCUUCACCUUUGUUUCAUAAUGUUUGAUUUGCCACAUCUUUACCCAUAUUGUUCUCUCUGCUUAUUUUCCCCUUCUCUUUUAGUUGAUGCCGAGUCACUAAUUGCUUCUUCAUUAGAACCUAAAAGUCAGCUGAUAUGUGUCAUUCCAAUGCAUGUGAAAUAUAUCCCAGAAGAACACUUUAAAGGGCCUGCAACUCUAUGGGCAUAUCUUCCACAUAAUCUCUCACCUAGUGUCCGUGGGACGUUAUUUAAAUUUGCAUACAAAGUGGUAGUUGCAGUACAAGUGAAAAAUAUAAAUUCUGAAAUCAAAAGCCAUCUGAUUCAAUUACCGCUUCGUAUAUUACCCUCAAAAAUGAUGUACCAAAGUUUAAGAAUUGAAGAAAAUGAUGCUAAAAAGGAAGGCUAUCCACCUGAUCACUCAUCAAAUCCAUUUUGGGUUCCUGAUACAAGAGAUGAAAACUCGUACUUCAGUUUUGCUUUUGAUGAAUGCUCUCCUGUGCGUGAACGAGGAGAAGCUAGUAGCAGUCAUUUGUGGGAGGAAAAAACUGCUAGGUCUUCUGAUGAAUUAUCCCCUAGUGUUUCUCAGUGUGAGGAACUCAGUUGUUCAGACCAAUCUGCUCAAGAUGCUAAGAAAGUAUAUAUAUACCCUUCUAAACAAGAAGAGUUAAUGAAUGUAUUGGCGAAUUCACCACCUGCCAACUUUGUAAUUUCCACUUCACGUGGACGUAUUGGUCGUUUGUCUUUUCAACGGACUCUACUCUGCCUAGGCGACAUGAUACGUGGUUACUUUGACUUCAAUGAAGCUGUUGUGCCAUGUUUCACAUGUGUUAUAAGUUUGGAGAGUGAAGAGAAAUAUAUGCUGCAUAGUGAAAAUCCUUUCCUACUGUCAGAUUGUAAAGUUGCAACCAGAAAUGAUGAAGUUCAAAACUAUUCCAUAGGCUGUAUUCCUUUGUCCAAUAUUGGCCAAUCUGUAUGCACAAAUUUUCAACCUUUAGGCACUACUCAAUAUACAGCGGGUGCAGAUAUUACAUUGAAUUGUAUCUCAAAACUAAUGUUACCCUUUACUAUUCCUAUACCAAGUAAUAUUACACCUCAGUUUCAUUCUGUUAGUUUAUCUAGUCCUUACAUUGCUUUAGAUUAUCGAUGGCGUUUACACUUAGAAUUCGAUUUAAUUUCAGAAAGUAGUAAAAAAGAUGUAUUUGAUCAUCUAAAUGGUAAAACCUGCGUAAAACGAUCCUAUGGUACCGUGUGGACUUUUCCUUCUAAUAUAAAAACUGAAAAAUUUACAAUGGAUAUACCAGUUCAGUUAGUGCUUUCAACUCCCUCUGUGAUAGACUAUUUACGUGAUGAUAUAGAACGUUCUCUUCGCAUAUAGGUUGUUUUUUUUAUAAUGAUUUCCUCUUUUGACUUACUUAGCUUUUGUACAAGAAUGCUUAUUUUUGUAAUACUUUUGUUUUCCUUCUGAUUUGAUCAAAUUAUUUGAGGUUUGAUUUCUAGUGUUUAAAUAUUUUUGUGUGGUGUAUAAUAUCCACAUAUAUUUCGUGUUUUGCAAAUAUCAGACAUUUCAGUAUGCAUUUCUAUGAAUUUUAACUAAAAUUUGCUUAAAAGAAUAUUUAAUAAAAUUGUUAGAUUCUUUUUGUGUGGGGUUAUGGUGGUGUGAGGAAAGAACCAAUAAAAUUAUGGUUAGC